Molecule: messenger RNA, 1396 nt
Organism: Gasterosteus aculeatus aculeatus (three-spined stickleback)
Lineage: Eukaryota; Metazoa; Chordata; Actinopteri; Perciformes; Gasterosteidae
Gene: prop1
Product: PROP paired-like homeobox 1
Biological process (GO): regulation of DNA-templated transcription; pituitary gland development
Molecular function (GO): DNA binding; DNA-binding transcription factor activity, RNA polymerase II-specific
Source: RefSeq, a predicted model, not a curated record
GCCAUGUGACUCCAUGGUCAGUUGUGUUCGCGGGGGGGCUCAGUCGGUGCGAGCAGAGCUGCAACGAUGGACCUGGUAAAGGUUGCAGGAGACGCAGUGAGGAGCCACCACGACUGUGCAGAUGUUUACUCCGAUAUGGCCACCGUCAGCUCCAGUGCAGCAGAUAUAGCGGGGUCGGCGAGGAAGGCCUGCGAGACCUCCAUGGGCGCGGGCCUCGGCAGGCGGGGCCGGGCCUACCCGUCGCCGGCCAGGAGACGCCACCGCACCACCUUCAGCCACAAGCAGCUGGAGCAGCUGGAGGCGGCCUUUGGACAAAACCAGUAUCCCGACAUCUACUACAGAGAGGAGCUGGCUCGCAUCACCAAGCUCAACGAGGCCCGCAUACAGGUUUGGUUCCAGAACAGAAGAGCCAAACAGCGGAAGCAGGAGCGGGCCUCCCAGAAGCUCCUCCCCGUGGGCUUGAUGCCGGGCCACAGGGCGCUGCUGGGCGGCCUGCACGUCCAGCCGCCCGCCAUGUCCCGCCAGUACUUCAGCCAGUCCCUGGCUCACAUCCCCUGCCUCCCCCCCGGCGCCUACUCCCGCCCCCCGGGCCCGUGCCCCUGUCCCGGCGUCCCGCCGCAGCCGGCCGGCCCGCGGCAGCCCGAGGACUGGUACGGCCCGCUGAGGAGCGGCCUGGCCUCGCCCGUGUUCUCGCUGGCCCCCAUGCAGCCCCUGGACGCCCCGUCCCACUGGAGCUGAGAAGCUCAGAGGCCCGUUUAAAAAGGGAAAUCGAGUGAACGUGCCGACUAAAUAGUUCACGCGCCCGUCACACUCAUUUCAGAAGUUUUAGACGCAGAGCCUGAGGAUGAAACGUUAUAUAUGUGUUGGUCAGCGAGAAAAACUGAAGAAUUUGUCAGUGUGUAAAAAUAGAUUGUAUCUAAUUUGAGCACAUUAUUAAUCUGAAUAUCCAAGUGCAGAUUUAAAGCCAAAAACAACGUUCAAGUUAAAACGACAUGUUGCAGACCUUUAUUUUAGCUGUAAAUGUAACUUCAGGGUCACACACAGUGUGGGAACUUUCUGUACUGAAAGUUUUUUAACAUUUGUUCCAAUUGGUGUUGAAUAGCAUAUGGAUUCUUAUUUCAUCCUCUAUUGUAGUUUUAUUCUUAACUUCGCUCUCAUCUACUAACACUAAUAGAGAGUGCCCUGUGUGUGGGGGGGGGGGGGGGGUCUUAACAUCAGUGCUACCAUACUGGUAGUUUUCUAUAGAAGUUCGAAUGUUUUCUCUGUUAUGUGUUGCGUGUGCCCUUCAGGGGCCAUUUCAAUGUGUAUCCCUGUACAUGAAGCAGUCACCUUCAAAACCUUUUUCAGUAAAUCAUAAUAAUAAUAAAAAAUCUCCCCCCUCCCACUAAUGCCUCUA